Rotaria sordida is the source of this 717-nucleotide messenger RNA. Lineage: Eukaryota; Metazoa; Rotifera; Eurotatoria; Philodinida; Philodinidae. The record is from the annotation of a GenBank genome assembly.
AUGGACCAAACACUUUAUGGAAUUUCGAAAUUUUUUAAAUAUAAUUUAAAAACUAAUCAAAUUGAUCAAACAGAACAAAUUCAACCUUUUAUGAUCGACCAUAUACAAUUUAAUCCAAUAAGUAAUCGAUUAUAUGCAAUUAUUCAUGAUUCAACUCGACGAAAUUAUUAUUUAGUAGAAGUUGAUAUAGAAACAUUACAAAUAAAAAAACAAAUCAUGCCACUUUCUGAUCGUAUUUCACCAAUGUCUGGAAGUUAUUUUAAUUCUCAAACACAAUUAUUUACUUAUCAUGCUUAUGAUUUUCAACAAGGUCACACUGUAUUGAUUACAUUGGAUUUAUCAGAUAGUGCAACAAAAAUACUUGUUGGAUCAAAAGAAUUUGAUUUCAAUGUUUAUGGUUUUGGUUAUAUUCAACCAGAUAGUUUAGUUGCAUUAUGGCAAUAUAGUAUUAUAACACCAAUGGUUGUGAUCAAAAUAGAUGAACCAACGGGACAACAAAUCAAAAAUGUAACUAUAACACCUGAUGGUGUUAGAAUUGCUCAAGGUUAUAAACCAUUUUCCAUGGAUUUUCAAAAUAAAUUAUUUUAUGUUUUGUCAUCGACAGAAGAUUUAUCAACAAGAUAUAUUUCAAAAAUUAAUAUGGAAACAAUGAAUGUUCAAAUAACAGCAGUUAAAGGACACAUUAUUAAAGAUUAUAUUUUUUAUAAACGAGAAUAA